Capsella rubella is the source of this 1916-nucleotide messenger RNA. RefSeq lists its product as uncharacterized. The transcript has 3 exons. The coding region runs from base 72 to 1715 and encodes 547 amino acids. NCBI's taxonomy places the organism in Eukaryota, Viridiplantae, Streptophyta, Magnoliopsida, Brassicales, Brassicaceae. Gene Ontology annotation, cellular component: ubiquitin ligase complex; cytoplasm. Gene Ontology annotation, molecular function: nucleic acid binding; RNA-DNA hybrid ribonuclease activity; ubiquitin protein ligase activity. The record is from RefSeq and is a predicted model, not a curated record. Gene Ontology annotation, biological process: ubiquitin-dependent protein catabolic process; positive regulation of proteasomal ubiquitin-dependent protein catabolic process; protein polyubiquitination.
GUAUAUACCUUCUUAACCAAGGUAACCGCACUUGUUACUUCUCCCCCGUAGUCUCUCUACUCGGAAUCCUAAUGGCGGCGAAGUUUGAAGACGACGACGUCUCGUUGAUACUCGAAGAACAGCGUGAAGAAAUCAUGGCGGCGAAAACCCUAGCUCGCGACCACGAUUUGGCUUUUAAUCUCCAAAUGCAAGAAGCCCUAGCGGUUUCUAGGGCAGCCCACACUUCCUCCGUCCCUGAUUCUUCUUCCGGCGACGUCGCUACCGUCGAUUUCACCGGAGGGUAUGACGAAUUCGACUUCACUUCGCUGAUUCUACAGGACAUUGAACGAGUCGACCAGGAGAGGAGAGACCGUGCGUUUGGUGAACAGGAGAUGAAGAGGCUCAAGGUUGAUCUCGACCGUCGGAUUCAUGAUCAGAAGUUUGCUCAAGAGAUUAUGAGAAUCCCUGAAAGAGAUUGGAGUAAUUAUGGUGCUGAUUACGAAAAGCCGUAUACUCUCGGUGCUGGGGCUUCUUCUUCUUCAUCCUCUGCGAUUGGGAAUGAGAGCUUUAAGGUUUAUUGUAAGGGUUUGGUUAGUGAAGAGAUGAUUGGAGAUACUAGGGUUAUGGUUGGUGGUGUUGGUGUGGCUCUUUGUGAUUCGACUGGUAAUUUGAUUUGGGAGGUGAAGAAGGUUUUAGUAGCUGAGGAGGCUAAAAGCCCUGAAAUUGCGGAAUUGGAGGCGCUUGUUCAUGGGUUGGAUGAAGCUUUGACCUUUGAUUUGGGAAGGGUUACGUUUUUCAUUGAUCAUUUCAAGGUCUUCCAAUACGUGACAGGUAAGUUGACACCGACUCAGAGCGCUGUUGCGACGCUUGUAAACAAAGUGGCUAUUCUCCAAAGUAAAUUCUCAUUUUGCCAACCAUCACUUGUGACAAGAAAUGGUGUUAAGUUUGUCUUCAAGCUAGCAAGAGAUGCUAUUGUGUCUCAGAUCAAGUGGCGUGAGGAAGCUAGUACUGGCACGACCUUCAAGGAAACUUGUGUGAUUUGUUUUGAAGGUAUCACUGUUGACAAGAUGUUCUCGGUAGAUGAUUGUUUCCACCGUUUCUGUUUUUCCUGCAUGAAACAACAUGUUGAAGUGAAGAUACUAGGAGGGCAAACUGCUAAUUGUCCGAGUGAAGGCUGCAAAUCAGAAGUUAAGAUCGAGUGCUGUGCAAAAUUUCUAGAUCCUAAGCUGGUUGGUGUGAUGAUCCAACGAAAGAAAGAAGGCUCGAUUAAUGUUGCUGAUAAAGUCUAUUGUCCGAUACCCACGUGUUCGGAGCUGAUGGUGAAAUCGGAGGUCUUGGAAUACACCAAACAGUAUUUCGUUAGUGCUGAGGAAUCUAAAGCGAGAAAAUGUAUGAAAUGUGGGCAGUUCUUCUGCACCCAAUGCAAGGUACCGUGGCACUAUGGCGUCAGUUGCUCUGACUUCUGUAAAUCAAAGGCUUAUCUGAAUGCUGGGGAUGGAUUGCUAAAGUCUCUGGCACAUAGCAAGAAGUGGCGACAAUGCACUAAGUGUAACGUUACGGUUGAGCUUCUUUUUGGCUGCUACCAUAUAACCUGCAGAUGCGGAUACGAGUUUUGCUACACAUGUGGAGCUGAAUGGAAGAAUAAGAAAGCAACAUGUACCUGUCCGAUUUGGGACGAACGCAACAUAAUCCAUCGAAAUCAGAGGAAUCCGAACCCACCAGCCCCUAGGAGGUGAAUGUUUGUUCGUUCGUUGCGUGAAAUGUUUGGUAGGUAGGUUAAUAGGUUAAGAUUCAGGAAACAGUUGUAGAAUCAACUGGUUUUGUUUUGCAUUUGGCUUUUUCGGCUUUUGUGGUUUUUGGAAACUUGAUCGGAUCUUCGGUGUUUUGGGAUCUUCUCUUUCGGUUUGUCAAAUGCUUAGAAAAGAUUGACUCAAAUA